UCUCCAGGUUGUGUGGUCUUCCCCCUCCACUCCCACUACGGGUCGCGACUGGGGGCGGCCCGGGAGCGGGGACGCGGCCUCCCCCUCCCACCCCUCCCCUUCCUCCAGCGCUUCGAUCCAAGAUGGCGGCGCUGAGCAGCGGCAGCAGCUCCGAGGGGGCCUCGCUCUUCAACGGGGACAUGGAGCCUGAGCCGCCGCCCGGAGCUGGGGCCUCGGUCCCGGGAGGCGGCGGCGGCGAGCCGGCCAUCCCCGAGGAGGUAUGGAAUAUCAAACAGAUGAUUAAAUUAACACAAGAACACAUAGAGGCGCUGCUUGACAAGUUUGGAGGAGAGCAUAACCCACCAUCAAUAUACUUGGAGGCCUAUGAAGAGUACACCAGCAAGCUAGAUGCUCUACAACAAAGGGAACAGCAGUUACUGGAAUCCAUGGGGAAUGGAACUGAUUUCUCUGUCUCCAGCUCAGCUUCAACAGACACAGUUACUUCAUCUUCCUCCUCUAGCCUCUCUGUAGCACCUUCAUCCCUUACAGUUUAUCAGAACCCCACAGAUAUGUCACGGAAUAAUCCCAAGUCUCCACAAAAACCUAUUGUUAGAGUCUUCCUACCCAACAAACAGAGGACAGUGGUUCCAGCAAGAUGUGGGGUGACAGUCCGGGACAGUCUAAAGAAAGCUCUGAUGAUGAGGGGUCUUAUCCCAGAAUGCUGUGCUGUUUACAGAAUACAAGAUGGAGAGAAGAAGCCCAUUGGCUGGGACACUGACAUUUCCUGGCUCACAGGAGAGGAGUUGCACGUGGAAGUCUUGGAGAAUGUGCCACUUACCACACACAAUUUUGUACGAAAGACAUUCUUCACUUUAGCAUUCUGUGACUUUUGUCGAAAGCUGCUUUUCCAGGGAUUUCGAUGCCAGACUUGUGGUUAUAAAUUUCACCAGCGCUGUAGUACAGAGGUGCCACUGAUGUGUGUUAAUUAUGACCAACUUGAUUUGCUGUUUGUCUCCAAGUUUUUUGAACACCACCCAAUAUCGCAGGAGGAGGCCUCCUUAGGAGAGACCACCCAAGCAUCUGGAUCGUACUCCUCAGUGCCCCCAUCAGAUCCUAUUGGACCACCAAUUCUCCCUAGUCCUUCUCCUUCAAAAUCCAUUCCAAUCCCACAGCCCUUCCGACCAGCAGAUGAAGACCAUCGGAAUCAAUUUGGGCAACGAGACCGCUCGUCUUCGGCACCCAAUGUGCACAUCAAUACAAUAGAGCCUGUCAAUAUUGAUGACUUGAUUAGAGACCAGGGGUUACGAGGAGAGGGAGGUUCAACCACGGGUUUGUCUGCCACCCCACCUGCCUCCUUGCCCGGGUCCCUUACCAGUGUGAAAGCUUUACAGAAGUCCCCUGGACCACAACGAGAGAGGAAGUCAUCCUCAUCCUCAGAAGACAGGAAUAGAAUGAAAACCCUUGGUCGACGGGACUCAAGUGAUGAUUGGGAGAUACCAGAUGGGCAGAUUACAGUCGGACAAAGGAUAGGAUCUGGAUCAUUUGGAACAGUCUACAAGGGAAAGUGGCAUGGUGAUGUGGCAGUGAAAAUGUUGAAUGUUACAGCACCCACCCCUCAGCAAUUACAGGCCUUCAAGAAUGAAGUAGGAGUGCUCAGGAAAACACGACAUGUGAAUAUCCUACUUUUCAUGGGUUAUUCAACAAAGCCACAGUUGGCUAUUGUUACACAGUGGUGCGAGGGCUCCAGUUUGUAUCACCACUUGCAUAUCAUUGAGACCAAAUUUGAGAUGAUCAAACUCAUUGAUAUUGCACGACAGACUGCACAAGGCAUGGAUUACUUGCAUGCCAAGUCAAUCAUCCACAGAGACCUCAAGAGUAAUAAUAUAUUUCUUCAUGAAGAUCUUACUGUAAAAAUAGGUGAUUUUGGUCUAGCCACAGUGAAAUCACGAUGGAGUGGGUCCCAUCAGUUUGAACAAUUGUCUGGGUCCAUUCUAUGGAUGGCACCAGAAGUAAUCAGGAUGCAAGAUAAAAACCCUUAUAGCUUUCAAUCAGAUGUAUAUGCAUUUGGGAUUGUUCUUUAUGAGCUGAUGACUGGGCAGUUACCAUACUCGAACAUCAACAACAGGGACCAGAUCAUUUUUAUGGUGGGACGAGGAUACCUGUCUCCAGAUCUCAGUAAAGUGCGAAGUAACUGUCCAAAAGCCAUGAAGAGGCUAAUGGCAGAGUGCUUGAAGAAGAAAAGAGAUGAGCGACCCCUCUUUCCACAGAUUCUUGCCUCCAUUGAGCUUCUGGCUCGGUCAUUGCCAAAAAUUCACCGCAGUGCAUCUGAGCCCUCAUUAAACCGGGCUGGCUUCCAGACGGAGGAUUUUAGUCUGUAUACUUGUGCUUCUCCAAAAACACCCAUCCAGGCAGGGGGAUACGGAGAAUUUGCAGCGUUCAAGUAGCCACAGCGCCAUGGCAGCACCUACUCUAUUAUUUAAGUCUUGUGUUCCUACAGUUUCUUAACGUCAAAAAUCUGUUCUGCUCCUCAAAACCUAAAGCAAUUUAGGAAAAGAUAUCCGUAAGCUUAGAGUGGAGCAGAAAGGAACUGCUGGUCCAACACAAGGGGGGGUAAUAAUCUUUUUAGGAACCAGAAUUCUCUGCUGCCAGUGUUUCUCCUUCAACACAAAACACCACGUGUAUUCAGAGACCCGCAGUGGCUGCCUGUACCGUUGUCAUCAUUCCCAGGAGAGAGGAGAGGGCACGCGUGUUUUGACUUUGGUGCUCAGGCAUAAGGGGAUGGAACUGCUGCAGCAACUUAGGAGACUUGCUUUGGAUGUCUGCCAGUUGGCUUUCUCCCUCUAACAACGAAUCAUCAGAGGCUGAACAUCUGAUGAGAGUGCUAAUCAAACGAAUCAUCUUCUGUUCUGAUUUAUUUUUUUCCUGGCAUGCUUACUGAUUUAUGGGUCAAAAUGCAGUAUCCCCUUUUCAUUUAAAUGCAAAUAUCAAACAUUUCAAUCGAUCUAUGUCAUUGACUUUUAUCCCAGUCAAAUUUGAUACUUUGAGGGGCGGGAGGUGGCUUCAGGAGAAGUUAAUCUGGAGGAAAAGGGAAUGCUGCACCAUUUUUCAAAUUUACUUUUCACUUAUCCAAAAACUACCCUUUUCUUGUUUCUAAUACUUUCUGGUGUGCUCAGACAGGGCAUCUUUCAGAAGGGUUGGGAAGCUCCUCUCGUUGGUCCAGCAACAAACUAAAGUUAAAGACAAAAAAUGUAGCAAGUUCUCAAAAUAUUUUUUUGUAUCAUCUAAUUCAAUGUAUUUUUCAGAAAUGCGAUAAUGGCAUGUGCAGUAUUUAAAACUGCUAAUACAGACUAUGGAAUGGUGUAUGUACCUAUUUUAAAAGUUUUAUUUUAAAUGAGGGUGCAGGUGAAUGCCAGGUACCUUACCAAUGUAUAAGGUUUUCAUAAACAGGAAAAAAUAGUUCUCAGGUUGAAUUGGAAAAAAAAAAUAUAAAAAUCCCCCCUCCCCUGAAUUAGACAUUCUGCAAAUUGUGUUUUGGUACUUACAGAGCUUUUUUAAAAGGAUUUUUAUCCUGUUAACUCAGUGUUCUCUGAUAAGUGUGUGUGUAAAUGUGGAGCAUCUUGUCCCAAUGGCAAGGUGUUAGAUUUAAAAAACAAUCAACUACAAAAAACGGUACUUGCUGGAUCCACGCUGACCUUUUCUCCUCUCAUCGGUUCUCUCUGUUUGACUCUUAUUCCCAUCCCUCCAUUUUUCCCUUUUCCACAGUUUGCAAACUAGGAUAAAGGUGGCAGUAUCCACAUUAGUUUCCCUUGUUGCCCUGUCCUCCAAGCCCAGUUCUCAAAUGGUUAGUAGCUUUGUGACAAGCUACCAAGUCAGAAGACAAAUUCAUAAAGUUCAGCACAGUGUUUACCUCUAGUAGAAUAUCUUGUGAUGUGAUCUGUUUGCAGAAUUCUCCGACAUGUGGUAUUAAACAUAAAUUAUCUGUACAGAGGCAAGUCAGACCAUAGUAGAAAGAACUUCAAGCUCACACGGAAGUCUUCAGAGUUCAAUUAAUAUCUGUCCUAUCCCACUCUACAUGAGGCAGAAGAAUCGAUGCCACUAAUUGGCAGCACUGUUCUUAGGUGAAUAAAAUCAUGUGACUCAUGUAAAGGCGUUAAAUGUGUAUAGACGCACGUGGCAUUGGCUGAACACAGUGUUUCUGCCUCACUCGGUGAGUGGGGACCUUUACUGUGUACAGAAGGGUGCCCUUGAAGAUAUAGGUAGCCUGUUAUGUUUUGUUAAUUAUUAUUUACUGUGGUUAAGGGGUCCUGAUUAAUUUGAAGGGAGAAAUAUAAUUGAAAUACUGUGUAUUCAUGUUAAUUCCACAAACAGCAGCCAGACAGCAAUAGAGAGUGACGUGAAGUUACUACAAGGAUGAAGCAAUUCAUGUUGCUACAUGAAUAGAAUUGAUUUUAUGUACAGGAUGCAUUUUAACAAACAAGCACAACUUUUUUCUUCUCUGCUGUGGGUCUUCAGAUACUAUUAGGUUUUUCCCUUCCUGAAAUAGGCAGGAAUUAAAAUAAUCAGUAGCAGUGUCUACUGUACUUUCCAGUGUGGAGAAGCAAACAAAGUGAGCAGUAAUGCACAGUCAGAUGAAAUCACCAUGCACCAUGGUAGUGUAAUGGCAGUAUACAAUGCUAUCUGAGGCAGGUGACAGACCAAGGCAGAAAAAGCAAGGAACCAAGUUGUCAGAAACAGUUGAGAAUUUUUACCAAUAUUAACUCCAAGAGAGUGAAGUCAUUACUGUAUCAAUGCUUUUCCCUCAACCUUUUUUUUUUUUUUUUGGCCUGUGAUGUAGCUUGUAAAUGUAGGGCACACUGAAAAUUACAUAUGCUCCUAAAGAAAGGUAUAGUCUAAAUAUGUAUUGCUACGUUAAGAAUUAUCAUUUCAACAUAGUGGAUAAAAAUCCUAGUUUCUUUCUAUAUUUUCUUGCUGGCAGAGAAGUAUUUGUUAAAAUAAAACAGUAAGGAAUUAUUAUUUUUUUUAUCCUUGUUUUAAAUGAAUUUAUUUUGUAAUCCUUCAUUACCUGUUAGUCUACAAGAUGCUUCUUGAGCCCACAGGAAAAACACAAGGAAAAUGGCUAUCCUUGUCCAUGCAAAGCACUUUAUAAGUAACACAUGGUCUUUGAUUUCCCCCACCCCCAAAAACCAUGUAUGUUGUUUGACUGUUGUUUAGUUAAGUCUUUUAGGUUUCAUUUCUAUUACCUUCCAAGGUUUUUUCUCUUAAAGUAGCUGUAAUGCUUUAUGUUUUUGUCCAGCUUUCUAUCUGUAUAAAGACCACCUUAAUCCUCAUGCAAAACUUUGGGAAAAUUUGGUUUGUAAAUAAUUGUUUUUCUUCAUUUCUUUUCCUUCAGAAAUUACUAAGGACGUUUUGCAUGAAAAUAGGAUCAAUUUUAAAGGUGCCUUGUGGGUGUUUGGUAAAUGGUGAGACAGUCGCAGGGACAUGUAUUGAAAGCCCCAGAUAGCAAGGGGAUGAAGAAAACAAUGAACUCUUUUAAAAACAAUAAAUAACAUUCAGACUCUCUGUUCACACCAUACAGCUUCAGCUCCUCUGUGAUUCCCCAGCUCAGUGCACUAGGGCAUAAACCCACAUGCUGGGUUUGGUAAUUUUAGUAAAUAUUUUAUACCUGUUGGGAUAUAAAAUUAUCUAGGCACUUAUACUGCUUUAAGAUCCAACAUAUCUGAGCAGAUAAUAAACCUGUUCAAAACCACCACUUGAGCACCCAUAGUCCAAUUCCAUGCUCUUGUGGAAUACAUUAGCUGUGAAACACCCCUUCUUCCCCCAUAUACAGAAAUUAGAAAAUACCUAUCAUCUAGUCCCAUCUCCCUGUCAAUGCAGGAUUCUUCCCUACAGUAUAUUUUCUGGGGCACCGUGGUGGCAUUGAAGUCAAAUGGAGUGAACGUAGGCGCCUGAUUAUUUUUAAGGUAACAGGAUCAGUUAAAUGCUGAAUGUCUCUGUAUUCGACAUAGUCCUGCCAUUCUCACUUUUCACAAAACAUUUGCAGGUCACUGAAUUAAUCUGUUCCUGCUUGCUUUAUCCCUUACCUGAAAUCAUCCUUUCUCACAAUUGAGUUCUUUGGCAAUUACCGAUAAUACAGAUUAUUUUGGGUCAAAUUCUGCCUUCAUAUUUCUGUGGCUUCUACUUAAGUCAGUUGGAGCUAUAUGUGCUCUUUAGAGGACAACAUUUGGCCUACUAUGACAUGAAGUGAAUAAACAGAAGUGUGAACUGUUAACAAAGAUCACAUCUUUAUGCAAAUGUCCAGCGGUAAAAACAUACUGAAGAAUUGCCUCUAUAGUUGUAUUGUGCUGUCUGUGUACACGGUGCUUUACUGAACACUUUGAAGACAAGGUCCAUUCCCCAAAGACACGAUGAUCUAAUAUCAGUUGAGGCAUCGGUAGUUCUUGAAGGUAUCUGUGUAGUGGAGGGCCUAGUUAAGAGCUGAAGCGUGCAAACAUUUCACACCUUUCCAGCCUGCGGGUUUUUAUGGAAUAUAUUCCCUUCUUGACUGUGAGUGCAGCAUGUGUAGCACAAACUAUUCAGAGUACUGUAGACAAGUAUCUUUCCGUCCAUUGAAACAAUGUGACCAGGACGUAAUAUGAUAGUCUAACCUGUUAGGUACAUUCAAGAUUCAGUUGAAAACUAUUUGCAUAAGGACUGUCAUGGCAACACUUUGAAAAUACUGGAUGUUUUGUGUCUCAGUGGUUUGGUUUUUAUUUUCUUUAUAGAUACUAGUUUAUCUCAUGCACACACACACACAUUUUCUUUAUAGAUACAAGUUUAUAUCACACACACACACUCUCUCUCUCUCCCUACCUACCUACCUUGGCUGCUUUAUUAUUUCUUAUCUGGUAAAUCAAUGCAUCAGAAACAGGUGUUGAGACAAUUGGAGUAAAAACAUUUUGUUUGUCUUUAGGUUUUAAAGAUGCUAAUGUAGAAGCUAAUCAGCACCGUGAGAGCAGUGAAUAGUAAUAGUCAUAAGUGUGUGUGUGUGAUGAAGGCAGUUUUUCAAAAAUAGCAGGAUGAGGAUGCUGAUGUGAACAAACUGAAGAAGUGAAAGUUAGUAAUAUUUAUAUAGAAAAGAUAUCCAGAAACUCUCUUAAAUGGUAUACAUGAGGCUUCCCAAAAGUUACCUUUGCAAUUUGCCAAAUGAUCUUGUGCCUUCAUGACUUAAAACAACAAUACAUAUAUAUUAGGUGCUUUGUAACUAGAGCAGUGGCUUUGGUUUAAUUCCAAUGCAGUGUCUUCAUAUUUAGAUGCAAAUAUGGACCUUUCACAAAAGUUAGUAGUUUUUGAGUUUGUCAAUGUAAGCAAAAGAUAUAUGGAGGUGAUGGGGAGGGGAGAAUUUACAGAAAUAUCUGUAAAAAGGGACAAAGAGACCCGUGGCACCUUAUAGACUAACAAACGUAUUGGAGCAUGAGCUUUCAUGGGUGAAUACUCACUUCGUCAGACGCGUGUCUGGUGUUUGUAUCCAAAAUAAAGUUCAUACGAGACACAUGCAUGUCUGAGAAAAUCUUUUUGACCGCUCCAAAAAUCAAGCAUUUUGUUAGGGAAGUGUAAUAUAAAGUUCUUAGGAGAGAUAAAGUCAGACUAUCCAGAGCAGUGUAUGAAAAGCGAGCUCUAGAAUAGAAGACUGACUGUCAGUACCGAUAAGCCAUGUACGUCAUGGUAUACUGUUAAUUUCCUGGUCUGGGGUUAUGUCGUUUAUGGAAUAUCAGCAGGUUUCUUUAGUUCUUCCUCAGGCCUGGUAUUGAUAUGCUGCUAAACCUCUACAACCCCAGCCACUGUUUAAUGAUCAUAUGUCCUAUAAUCACGUUUACCUUGGGAGAUGAGUAUAUUACCAGUUGAGGGGCAAAAGAUACGUUUGGAUUUGAUGUGUUCAUGCUUCAAACUUAUCUUCGCUCCUGGCAGUACUUUAAUACUAGUGUCAUAUUUCAUCUGUAUGUCCAUAAGGAAAAGAAUGGUCUUUGUUAUUGUUUUUCAAGUCCUUUCCCUGACUUUGUUGUUGGUGGAAGACUUUGGACAUACUUCUGUGUUAGAUAAAUCAGUGCAAUUAAAGGCACGGUUAUUACAGAAUAUUAGACUUCUAUUAACCUCUUUUUAGUUCCUUUUACACCCUCAUUUAUAAGGUUUUUCAAAUGUUUUACUUAAAUGUCCAGGAAAUAUCUGGAUCUUUUCUCCCUCUUCCAACCCACACACUGAAAAUAGUAUCCUCCCUACUUCUAUGAAAAACACAACUAUUUCCCUAUUUUGUGAAGGGGAGAGGGUAAUGUUGGGGAACUUUGAAACUGCCUGAGCAUUUGUUUUAGUAUGUCAUAGCAACAGUAUGUUCAACCCAUCCAGAUGCCCUAACAGCCUACAUGUACUAUCCAAUCUUUUCUGUCUGGCUUAUCAUACCUGCAAUAAUUGUAGUUUAGAAUAAGCCUGUAUGACAUUUACUUCUGAAUUAGUAAAACACAAAGCCAAGAUUGUUGUUUGAGUUUUAAAUAAUAAUUUGUUUUGACAGAUAUUUCAUUUGGGUGCUCACCCUGCUUGAACUCAAUUUAUUUGUUCUGUGUGUUUGGAAGUUCAGUAAAAUGUCAAGACAUGACAAGCAGUAACCCUAUCUGGGCACAGAUGUAGGGGGAUAGGGGUAAAAUGGACCAAACUGGGAUGGUGGGUAUUUUUGGGAUAGUGGGGGUGGGCAUAAUUUAAAUAACUUUGUCUAAAAUAAAAUGUAAGUGCAAUAAAUGUGCUUUUUAUUCAAAGCUGUGAACUGUUUAAAAAAAAACAUGCACAUCAUUCCUUCCUGAGCCUUGUUUUUUCCUCUGUUUCUCCCCAAAUGACUGAAACCUGGCAGUGGCCAACCUGCAUGUCUUAUCUAGUAUCAUGGUUAAAUAUGUGCUUAUCUAAACCAUGCCAUUAAAAAAAAAAAUCUAAAUCCCCCUUGGUAGGACUAAGGCAAAUCCUCCUCCUACUUCUGCACCCCUGGAGAGUCCUUAUAGUGCCAGUCUGCUGUGCUUCACUUGGAAGGGCAGGCUGUGAACAUCCCUUGAGGCUGGAGCACUGGCAAGGGCCCUGAGGAUCUGCUGUGUCUCGCUCCUCACAGGGGUACAGAGCCUACUCCAGACUCUCUUGAGUAGGAAGAUUCCUUCCUCUGCAUAUGACUGGCACAUGUUCUGGCUAAGGGCACCAGGGCUGGGCAGAGGAUUUUUUCCUAAGCAACUAGGAAGAAGGCCAGCAACUUCCUGCUUGGGUCCUCUAUAAUUCGUUUUGUCAAAACAAGCAUGCAGGCUGGCCCCUGUUUUCUCCUAUUACUCCACCUUGUUUUGAAGGAAUAGUUAUACAUAUUUUUAAUCACUUGUGCGGUACUUGCACAGUCUGUCCCUUCCUCACUCAAGAUCAUGUGCUUUCCCUAGGUUAGGAAAGGUGCAGUGGUCUUUUCUCCACAAAGGACUCAAUACUAACGUUUCAUUAAAAAGUUCAUGAAAGCAUAGAACUCACUAGUUGGACCUCAUAGGGGGGUGGCUUUUUAAAAAAAAUUAUGAAGAUGUUGCCUCAUACCUUGUUUAUGAGCAGCAAAAUACUCUAGUAAGGAGAGGAAAGGGAAAUCAUAUAUAGAUUUGAUUUUUUUACUUAGUGCAAUGAAACGUACAUCCCCCAGUUUGAACUCUGUGCUAACUAACACAACAUUCCUUUAAGCUGUAUUUUUACCACCAAAGGUUUUGUGAGGGUCUAAGUCUCCACUGCAGAAGGUCCAAUCUGGUUACUUACAAAAACAAUUGUUAGUAGAUUUCUAUAGCUGCUUUUAAAAACUACAAUGGAGUAAUUGUUUUAAAACUUGUAUUUAUUUUUUAACUCAUAAGCAAAUGAGUAUUUUCAGUUUUCUGUUACACAGACCAUGGCAACUCCCAUUCUUUCCCUUCCCAAUGUCCACAGUAAUUGCUAAUAAAAAUUAUUUUUCUUGCUUGUUUCCCUGCCCUCUACUUUUGUUACCCCUUCCUGCUCAAGUCCCUUCAUUUGUACUUUGAAGUUUCUUCUCAUGUAAAUUUGUACAAUGGGAAAUAUUGUCCAGUUUGGUUAGAGAGCAUGGAGACAAAGAAAACAUUAAAAAUUUGAUAGCUGAAAUUGACUGAAGAAAACUAUGUGUAAAGUUAUUUAAAGAACUCUGUAUUAUAUAAAAGGCAAAAAGUUCUAUGUACUUGAUGUGAAUAUGAGAUUACUGCUAUAAUAAAGAUUGACUGCAUGAAGAAACAUCUGAAAUGAGAGAUUUAUUUUUAAGGGUCCAGUCCACAAGACAUUGUCCCAGAUGUGUUUUAACAAGAGUAGUUUUGUUCUUGGGACAGCUCUGAAGUUUGAUAAUCAGCUUAUAAGAGUGGGAGUCAGGAGAACCCAACUUUACCAGCCUAAAGAGCUGUGUCUUCCUUGUCUGUUUAUUGACCUCUGUUAAAGAAAGUACAAAUAUCUGCUCUAAGAAACUUGGAUUAGAAUUUCCCACACUGCCUUUGAGAAAAGUAAAAAUCAAGGAUUCACAACACAUCAGCUAGCUUUUACAUAUGCACUUUUCAUCAGUAGAUCUCAAAGUGCUUUAUUGUCUAAUGUAUUUAUCCUCACACCACCACUCAGGGAUAGCGAAGUAUUAACAUGUUAAAGCUAGGGCAAUGAGACUAAAUGAUUUGAUCAAGGUCACACUGGAAGACUAGUGAAGCAGGAAAUUGAACCUUGGUCUCACACUUCCUAGGCUAGUGCCCAAUUUGAGUUUAGACAUAUGCUUUGUAGUCUGAGGGGCAGCAGUAUCCCCUCCUGCCUGCAGCAGAAAGCUACUAUGAGCUUGCUUCGUAUUUUUCUACAGUUGUCAGAUUUUUUUUUUUAAAUAGGAAGAACUUUCCACAUUGUGGGCUAUUUUAAGAUAUCAUUAGAUGCUAUUUUUAGGUUAGGCAUUAAUGUUAGUAUUGACAUUUAAGAGGCUAUACUUCAAUUUCCUCCCCCCUGCCCGCCACACACAUUUUGUAUAACUAAUGCUAACAGCUUUGUCCUCCCCUACAUGAAGCCACUUGCUGAACAUGGAUUUGUCUGGGAUUACACCUGCUGCUGAAUACUAUUCAGCACAUCUUCAGCUGCCACCACAGCUCAUUAGUAUAGCACAGACCAAUUCAAAGUAAAGUUGUGAAGCAACUGCACGAGCAUGUUUGGCAGGAGAGUGGGAAGUAU
Molecule: messenger RNA, 11202 nt
Organism: Gopherus evgoodei (Goodes thornscrub tortoise)
Lineage: Eukaryota; Metazoa; Chordata; Testudines; Testudinidae
Gene: BRAF
Product: B-Raf proto-oncogene, serine/threonine kinase
Exons: 19
Coding region: 123-2423 (766 amino acids)
Biological process (GO): signal transduction; protein phosphorylation
Cellular component (GO): plasma membrane; cytosol; mitochondrion
Molecular function (GO): protein kinase activity; ATP binding
Source: RefSeq, a predicted model, not a curated record